GCGGCCUCCCUCCCGCCCCCAGCCACCGAUCUGGCCCCGGCCCUGUCCCGACCCCCGGCCUGGCCCCCUCCGGCCCUGCCUGGCCGAGCGAUCUGCUGGGCACACAGGCGGCCUCCAGAGCAGCGCAAGCCCAUGAGGGCCGCGAGCCCGGGCGCGGGUGCUGACGAGACGGAGCUCCCGGCCCCCGAGGAGGAGCGGAGGAUCAAUGCGGUUCAAGAAUCGGUUCCAGCGCCGUCCCCAUUCCCAGACCUUCAUCACCAGCAGGCCACUUACAGAGCAGACGGGAAUUUCAAAGAAGAAAAUACAUGCAGUCUCCCGACGGGGUUAUUGCUGAGUUGUUUAGGCACUGCCUUUUUUAUAUGUUCAUGAACCAUCGGGCCCCAGCCAAUGGCCGCUACAAACCAACCUGCUAUGAACAUGCUGCUAACUGUUACACACAUGCAUUCCUCAUUGUUCCGGCCAUUGUGGGCAGUGCCCUCCUCCAUCGGUUGUCUGAUGACUGUUGGGAAAAGAUAACAGCAUGGAUUUAUGGAAUGGGCCUUUGUGCCCUCUUCAUCGUUUCCACAGUAUUUCACAUUGUAUCAUGGAAAAAGAGCCACUUAAGGACAGUCGAGCAUUGUUUUCACAUGUGUGAUAGAAUGGUUAUCUAUUUCUUCAUUGCUGCUUCUUAUGCUCCUUGGUUAAAUCUCCGUGAACUUGGACCCCUGGCAUCUCAUAUGCGUUGGUUUAUCUGGCUCAUGGCAGCUGGAGGAACCAUUUAUGUAUUUCUCUACCAUGAAAAGUAUAAGGUGGUUGAGCUCUUUUUCUAUCUCACAAUGGGAUUUUCUCCAGCCUUGGUGGUGACAUCAAUGAAUAACACCGAUGGACUUCAUGAACUUGCCUGUGGAGGCUUAAUUUAUUGCUUGGGAGUUGUGUUCUUCAAGAGUGAUGGCAUCAUUCCAUUUGCCCAUGCCAUCUGGCACCUGUUUGUGGCCACGGCAGCUGCAGUGCAUUACUAUGCCAUUUGGAAAUACCUUUACCGAAGUCCUACAGACUUUAUGCGACAUUUAUGACAGAUCUGUACUAAGUCUCCAAACCAGUAUUAUUCAGUUAUAGCACUUGGGAGUGGGAUAAGAGCUGAAAAUUGCACAAGGGGGAAAAAAAGAAGACAACUGCACUGACUUUCUUCUUAUCUUUUGAAUAUAAUUGCUGUGAAAGUGUAAGAGCUGUGUUCUGGAAUAUCCCCCCGCCCCCCACAGCAAACAAUUAAGGUUGUGAAUUAAUUAUCCAUUCCAUUCCACUAUCAUGAAGGACUCUGGAUAAAACUUGGCCAAUUGAUGUUUACAAACCAGGAUUUUGUAUUUUAAUUUUACAGAUUUUACUACAUAAUUUUUCUAAAUUACUAGGUCAGGUUGUAAAAGUCAGUGCAAUCGCAAAUCUUCCUUUUUAAGAAAAAAAAUGGUUUCUAUCACUUUCCCAUCCACUGUAUAAAGAAUCAUGGACUUACACUACUUUUACCAUGUUUCAUCUUGGCAUAACAUGGUCAUUUUUUAAAUGGAAACUUUAGUUUUUUGUAAAUUUUUAAAAAAAAUAUUUCAUCAAAGUGCAUAUCUGUGGUUCCUCAUUCCUGUUGUGAACUUUUGCAGCAAGCAGUCAACAUUCCACAAGUGAGCAAACAUUAUACCUCUUUGGAUAGUUGUAUUAAGUGGGGAAAUUGCCAAUUUUUAAAAACUGAAGUUUUCCAAACUUUUCUGCCAACUUCUGACUCUGAAUUCAAUGCUGCUUUGGGCCAUAUACUUGACCUAGUUUGGUUUACCAGUGAUGGAAACGUAUUUUGAUACUAACUUUUUCAAAAGAUCCAACUUUUCUCUAUGCCUUUGCCAUGUUUUCUUCAGGGCCUUUGUCAACAGAUGAGUGUUCUAUCUGGAGUAGGAUAGUAUUGUUAGGUUGAUCAUCUGCUGAACACUCCUGAAGAACAGUAUGAAUUACAGUGAAUAAGUUGUAUUGCCUGUUUAGUGCCCAACGGUUAAGUCAUUGUCACUUAGCUUUAUAUUAUCAGUUUGAUAGACAUUUUAAUUGCGGAAAUAGAUACAUAAACUCACAUUCUUACCUUUCCUCUGCAUCUCCCAAUAUACUGUUGUUGUUUUGUUUGUUUUUGUUUUGUUUUGUUUUCAUAGAGAAAUAUUUAAAGCAUUGUUUGACAGAUAGGAACUCAUGUGUGUAGUCCAUGGGUUAUAUCCUGGCUCAGUUGAGUGGUAUUUUUGUAUGAUUUUUUUGUUUGUUUUAGUGUCUUAUAUUAAGAUUAAAAUAUUAAUUGCUUUGUUGUUUAAUCUUUCUGGUUGGUGGUUUAAUAAAUGAAAUAAUCUUGCCCUUAGAUCAGGUGCCAAUAUUGCCCUUUUGCUUGUAAUGGGCUUGAUCAAUGAAAUUGUUGGUUUGACCACAGGAAUAUUUGAAAUUUUGUACUGAUGUGGCUUUAAAAGAAGGUUUACUUUAUGUGUGUAUGUCUAGAACUCUGAUUUUGGUGAGUUACAUGACAAUGGGGAACAUAUGAACUGGUAUUUGCUAGUGAAUUCUCAAGUAGGCAAGGCACCCAAUGGUAACACCCACCAUGCCACCCCUAUCUGCAUGAUUCUAAACAUCUGGAUGCCUGUUGUUUUACUCUGUAUAUUUAAUUUUUAAUAUAUUAGCUUUUUGUGGAUUCAUUUGAAGUCUGCUCAAAAGUAACACUGUUGAAACCACUAAAGUGUAUGUAAAAAUUGUGCUGUAGACUAGAAUAAAAUUGUUACUUGGAUUUGUUCCACUGA
Molecule: messenger RNA, 2783 nt
Organism: Tupaia belangeri chinensis (Chinese tree shrew)
Lineage: Eukaryota; Metazoa; Chordata; Mammalia; Scandentia; Tupaiidae
Gene: MMD
Product: monocyte to macrophage differentiation associated
Exons: 8
Coding region: 306-1052 (248 amino acids)
Cellular component (GO): membrane
Molecular function (GO): pore-forming activity
Source: RefSeq, a predicted model, not a curated record